AUGGGGAGCUUGUGGAGAAAGCUGCUCGAGGCGUACCAUGAACGCGAGAUGGAUAUCUCUCGGCCGGAGGUGUUAAAGGAGGCGGCGGUAGCGGCGGGGAUUGAGGCUGCGGUGGUGGAGAAGUGGCUGGCGGAGGACGGGGGGUUCCGAGGUUUCUUUUUCCAGGGCAAGUAUGAGUGGGAUGGAGAGGAUCUGCAAGAGUUUAUGGAGAUCAUGGGGAAGGUGAAGGCAGAGGAGUGA
Molecule: messenger RNA, 240 nt
Organism: Aspergillus viridinutans
Lineage: Eukaryota; Fungi; Ascomycota; Eurotiomycetes; Eurotiales; Aspergillaceae
Exons: 2
Coding region: 1-240 (79 amino acids)
Source: RefSeq, a predicted model, not a curated record